Messenger RNA from Aplysia californica (California sea hare), 1606 nucleotides. RefSeq lists its product as uncharacterized. Bases 1 to 1581 code for a protein of 526 amino acids. Gene Ontology annotation, molecular function: chitin binding. The transcript is spliced from 4 exons. The record is from RefSeq and is a predicted model, not a curated record. NCBI's taxonomy places the organism in Eukaryota, Metazoa, Mollusca, Gastropoda, Aplysiida, Aplysiidae. Gene Ontology annotation, cellular component: extracellular region.
AUGACAUGGUUCAGACAUAUAUACCCACAGGCUAACAUUAACUCACAGGACCUCAGUGACGUCAGUGCCUGCCUGGACACUGGUCAGAUAAACAGGAAGAUGGUCACGGGUGAUGGCGGCGCCCUACUGUGGGUGUCUGUCGUUGUAAGCUGCUGUUUGUCUGCUGGGGUGACGUCAGGAACAAAAACUGAGAUGACGUCACGGACCGGGCCUGAGAUAGGCCUGGAGUACAGGCUUGUCAUGAUACCAGUCUACAAAGUGGAGGCUUUAGGGUUUUAUGGUCUGGCAAAAGGGUGGAGGGAGAUGAUCAAACAGUCGCUCGUAGACGAUGAGGAGGAGGAGAGACGGGGAUGGGGAGAUGGUCGAGAUAGGGGACGAGAAGAUGGUGGUGGUGGUCGUGAUGAUGGUCGCGGUGGUGGUAAAGAUGGUGGUGGAGGUAAAGAUGGUGGUGAUGGUGGUGGUCGAGGUGAUGGCCGUAGUGGUGGUGGUGGUGGCGAUGGUCGAGAUGGUGAUAAAGAUGGUGAUGGCCGUGAUGGUGGUGAGAAAGGGGUUGACGGAAAUGGAGAAGGGGGAAAAGGAAGAGGAAGAGAGGGCGAAAGAGGAGCUGAUGGUGGUGGUGGUGGCGACGGGAAAGAUGAUGGAGACAAUGGAAGAGGAAGAAGUGGAGGAGAAGAAGGAGACAGAGGAGGAGGAGACGGAAGAGGGGGAAAGGGAGAAGGAAGAGGAAGAUCUGAGAGGCAAAGAGCAAGAGAAAUUUUGAAAUCACUGUUGGGCAAGCGUUUGUCCGAGAAGUGUGACAUCGAGGGAUUGACAAACUGGGCUGAAUGGGACGGUCCUCUCGAUCUGGACAUCAUCUGGUUCACGAAAAAGAAAGUCAGAGAUAUGAUGGAGGAUAAUGACGAUGAUAGUGGGGAUGAAAACGACUGGGAGAAAGGCCCAGAGGAAGGCCGACAGGAAGAGAGAGAUGGUCGAGAACCUCGUGGACGCCGUAGAGGAGACAAAGACAGAGAUGACGAAUGGGACUGGAAAGGGGCUUAUUAUCCUCGACGUGGUAUGCCUUACAGGGGUAUGCCUAUGCCUCCUUAUCCACAAGCUUAUCCAGGAUGGAACCCGUAUGCAUCUUUUUGGUGGCCUCGAGAUCCGAACCCAUUCUACCGGCAAUACGAGAACGAGAACCCGAAGGAGCCUACGGAGAAAGACUACGUGUACUACUUUUUGAAGAAGAUCUUGUCUCAAAAUAUGAAGAAGUACUCAGAGAGAGACCUGACUAACGCUUGCGUCAAUGGGUGUGGGGUGGAUGUACCAGAAGGCCUUUAUCGAUCAUGCUCCGACUGCUCCAAGUACUGGCGAUGUCUCGACGGGCGAGGGACUCUUAAUGACUGCGGUUCGAACCUACAGUUCAACCACAUCACUGACCAAUGUGACCUUCCUUCACAAGUAAUCUGUAGUGCGACCAAAGACAUAGGGCUACCGGCUUCGGUCAAAGAAGGCGAUUCUGAAGAUGAGAAGAAUGGGAAGAAUCCAAAACACGAGAAAAAGACUGACGAGAACAAAGGAGGGGAAAGGAAAAGGGAACAGUAAAGAAGAUAAGGACAAAUUCUACCGG